GUCGGGUCGACCUGGGCAGUGUCUGCCUUUUGUCCGCAGCUUUUCUUGCUCAGUGCUCUUAGUAAGCUUUCCUUUUUCUGCAACGUCCUCAUGUCGUUGCCGUCCGAGGACCAGUUGGCGCGAGCCCUCAGUGGGGUGCCGCAGGCGGCAAAGGCCGCUCUCUACGAGGCGGUCUUGAGCUUCACCGAGCCGGGCAGUGCCCUGACUGACGCUGCUGAUGCAGCAGAGAAAGCGGGUUGGCACAAAGGAUCCAGUGGAUCCGUUGCCGAUGCCGAACUGCUCCAGAGGGCCCUUCUGGGAUACCGCCCUCCGGAAUCGCCGAAGUCGUUUUUUGCAGCGCGGGACCUCCGAGCGCGACGCGCAGUGCGCACGCCGAUUCCUCCGACAAGCCCGCGUAACCGCCCCGGCCCGGCAGAGCCGGCGACCCCUCCAGCCGACACAGGGCGCUCGCCAACCAGUCCUGCAGAGCAGGUUAAGGAAGAGGCGCAAGCGGCACUGCUGCCAGCCGCCCCCAUGGAGCAGGACGAGGGAGAAGAAAGCGAAGAGGCCACCCGCAUCAGUGACGCGUGCACGUGGCGCGCAAAUCCUCCAGCCCGGCAGUGCCGUCGCUGGAGGUCAGGGCGCAGUACGCCCAACCGUGCCAGUGACACGGACGCGGCCGACACGACCGCACCUCCCGCACAGGCUAAGGACAGUGCCCCAUUACCGGCCGAGGAGUCGACAGAGCCGACCGCACGGCAGGUUUUCAUUUGCAGUGGGUGUGACACCCAAAUGAACAUUUGGCAAGACCGUGCCAGUGAGUACGUGUGCUCCUACUGCGGUCUUCUCGAGGACUACCAGGCAGCAGUGCUGCAUUACGACCGCCCCAGCGCCAGUGGCGCAGUCGGCCAGUUCUCCGGCGAGCGCAGGCGCAAGGCUUGGCAGUGCCCAAGUUGCGGCUUCAUGCACUGCACGCGCUGCGCCCGGAAGUUCAUGGGCGCAGGGUGGGUGCCGAGACAAGACGGCCUCACCUCUUACACAGGUGAGCGUCGCCCUACCCGCGGCCCUCCGGCCUCAGUGCGGGCGGAUCUUGCUCGCGCAGAGCGCGAGGCGGCAGAUCGCGAUAGAGAGACGCGCCGCCGAAACAACAAAGGCGGGGGAAAGGGCCGGGACCGCGACCGUGGCGGGGACUGGUCCAACCGGCGAGGUGGCCAUCAGCGCCCCUGA
Symbiodinium sp. CCMP2456 is the source of this 1206-nucleotide messenger RNA. Lineage: Eukaryota; Dinophyceae; Suessiales; Symbiodiniaceae. The record is from the annotation of a GenBank genome assembly.